Molecule: messenger RNA, 7461 nt
Organism: Haliotis rubra (blacklip abalone)
Lineage: Eukaryota; Metazoa; Mollusca; Gastropoda; Lepetellida; Haliotidae
Product: extensin-like
Exons: 4
Coding region: 154-1227 (357 amino acids)
Source: RefSeq, a predicted model, not a curated record
UAGCUGCCGCAAACAGGUCUGCGCGGCGUCCUUAGAAACACAGGUGAGAGAACGAGCCAGGUAACAGACACUCAGGUGAAACACAGUCAGCUAUGAGGGACUGACGGACCAUAUACUAAACAGAUAUUCAAUAUUACAGCAUCAGUCGCCAGUAUGAAGGAGAGGGUGUAUGGCUGGUACCCGUCCGCCAAUGACAUCUACGCACGGGGACCGUAUAACAAGUACCAGCAAGAAUGUCUGUACAAGUUCCGAGACACCAUGUACGAGAGCAAGCCACUGGUCCCACCGUCCCCAAACCUCAUGGUCAGAGGGUAUUCCCCAGCGCCACCUACCGGAAUAAGGCCAGCAUCCGCAUCGAAGCCACAAGCAAAUAAAUGGGGCACGGGUCCACGAGCUAAAAGCGCCCCUAUUCCGAAAUUCAAAUUAAUACCCCGAUUGAAUGUGCCCACCCCCAGUCAGUGCUGGUCUACAAACCUACCGGAAACGGAUUACACGAUGGCACCACCUACCCAGAAUCCCCUGGAAGGAAGUCGACCUUCGACAGCCUCGACUCAAGUGUCCUGGCCUGUGCCGAAACCCACGAAACCGGAAGUACCCCAAACCACUAACGUCCCUAUUGACCAAAGUGACCGUUCUCAUAUCAGUUGGCCUCGUCCUAAGUCUCACACAGAACCAGCUCAAACUCCUGAAAUGAAAAGAACAAGAAUUAAGAGCGCGUCUCUGCACAGGGAAAAGACCCCUAUCCCAAGCCGACCGGUCAAGUCAGCUGGACCUGUCAGAUCCCCCAUGCCCCCCAGGAGCACCACCCCUGCCCAAGAGACCCGACUAACAUCCCCACCCAAACCCAAGACCCCCGAGCUCCGCCCCCGCAACCCCGUUCAGGACCCUGACUCUGCAGAUGAGGCUGUGGAAGCUGAAGAGUGGGAGGUUGCCAGGGAGAAGUACGGAUGGAUGGCUGAAGUCCAUGGUAACCCGUAUGGAUAUAAGAAAAUUGCCAAGCGGCUGCCCUACACCGUUAAGUGUGUAGAGCCCCAACUAGCCCCAGAACCUCCUGUCACCCACAUGGAGAACAUGGAAACGUUCUUCUACAACACCAUCCCACGACGACCUAUGACCUUCGCUGUCCACAAAGAGUGGAUCUCCGAGGUCCUCCACGCCAAGAGGCUGGAACUCCAGAAACGGGAGGGCGUCAAAUACCGAUGGAAGAACUUCGGAUUCGUGUACUAAGAAGUCUGGAGGCAUCGCAUAAGUCUUUCUUACAUCACGUAUUGUCAGUUAAUAGAUAUCGCCGUCCGUUUGAUGAGCAGGCACACCUUCUCGUUGGAGGAUUCUGCCUUCAAGUAUGAGGUGGUUUGGCAACACAUAACGUUAGUCUUUAAUUAUAGAUCAAAGGUUAAGCCAGGAGUGUACUUCAAACACAUUGAUUUGAGAGUUGGGAGUGCAAACCUCUUGGGAAAUUUACUUGGAAAUUAUGGAUUGGUUCUAGUACCAUCUACCUUGAAUCCCUCAGGAGCAGUCGACCUUUCCACAUCGCGCAGACCUUCGUAGGUUUGGGUGUUAUGCAGACCUCAAUUGCCUCGGAUCUUUCUGAAGCUUAUGUUCAAAAUGGCCAGGUUUACAGACUUCCGUCAUGUUUUCUCAGUUGGCACAAACGGGUCAGCAACCAUAGAAGGACAUGGAAAGAUUACCUCUCCUAUGAGAUACUUCAGGACAAUAUUGACAUUCAUAGACCCAGCAGUCGAACCAGUUGUUAUGGAAAGAAGCAGGUACUUUUGGCCGCCCAAAGUACAAAUCGUUAAAGCGUUAAAGAAACGCCUGCGAUGAGAAACAUUACAUGACAUAAGACAGGUUACAUUCCUGAAAAAUUGGUGCAACUUGUUUCUGGAGACGUACUGGUCUCCUGGAGAGACAUCUACCUACAUCAGGUUUUCCUGUUUGAUAUUGCUGAUAUUAACAUUGCACAUCGUUCAUUGUAACUCACAACCUACAAACUGUUUGAUCUAAGAAGUGAAAGGUCACUUUUACUGAAGGAAGCCAUCGAGCGAUAUUCAAAGGCUGCCAGACACGUGACCUACAUGUACGUCAUAUUAAAUAUAUUUACUGUAUUUGGUCAUUUGGACCUUAUGUAUUUGAACUGCAAGAUGUCAUAGUAAGAGAGGUGCAAUGACUUCGAAGAACGAGUUGUUUUUCUCCUACCACAUAUUACAGUUCAAUGCAUCAGGUCCAAAUGCACUAAUAUGAUGUUCUAUAUAUAUUACAUACCCUUUUCAUGACAGAAACCUAUUUAAUGUAUCUCUAAAAGUCACUACUGAAACUUUGGGAUUUACCAGAGUAUCACUACGCGCAAGGGACGUAUCACACAUAUAGACGGCAGAUCGCAUUCCUCCGCCUGACGUCAUCAAUCAAGUGCCUCGUUUUCCUAAGCUCGUCGUAUUGCACGGCUAUAUCGCUAUCGCAAGAUUAAAUGGGUAUGUAAUAAACAAAUAUAUUUGAGAACGUAUGGCUGUACUUAUAAAUGUGCACACAUAUAAACCUGCAAUUCCUAAGAUAUUGAAGACAUGUUGUGCUUACUUAGUUUGGUGCCGCUCAGGCCUGGCACGCUACAGGACAUAUAUAGGACAUGCUACUCUUUCCGUGAACACCUGGUGUUAUCUCUGAAUUUCAGUGAUCCAUUAAUAUAAUUUUCCCCGUAAUUUUGUCUUUCACGUUCUACAGAAUCUGAUAAAACGCUGAGUAAUCUCAGGCGCAUACGUUGUAUAUUUCCAUCUUAUAUUGUAUUCCUCUGAUGAGCACAGUGAAGCUUUGACUCGAAAACCCAUGUAUGUAUCCCUUUUGUGGGUUAAUUAUCCCAGAGAAGCCAAUUUGAUUUCAUCAGAAAACCUUUUGUCUUUAAUUCGUAGGCGUCUUCUCUGUUCAGUAUUAUUACUUCGAUAGAAAUGUCUAGCCUGGUACUUCAGACCGAGCAACAGGGUGUGUUGUGCGUCACGAAUGUCUGCUCUUCCUUUCGAAACGUUAAGAGUGGAUUCAGUAUUCGGACUCGUGCGUGUCAAGGGAGGUAAUACUUAAUGCUGACAAUGCUACAAUCAAGGGAGGUCAUACGUAAUGCUGGCAAUGUUACAAUCAAGGGAGGUUAUACGUAAUGCUGGCAAUGUUACAAUCAAGGGAGGUUUAAUACGUAAUGCUGGCAAUGUUACAAUCAAGGGAGGUUAUACGUAAUGCUGGCAAUGUUACAAUGAAGGGAGGUUAUACGUAAUGCUGGCAAUGUUACAAUCAAGGGAGGUUUAAUACGUAAUGCUGGUAAUGUUACAAUCAAGGGAGGUUGUAAUGCUGGUAAUGUUACAAUCAAGGGAGGUUUAAUACGUAAUGCUGGCAAUGUUACAAUCAAGGGCGGUUUAAUACAUAAUGCUGGCAAUGUUACAAUCAAGGGAGGUUUAUACGUAAUGCUGGCAAUGUUACAAUCAAGGGAGGUUAUACGUAAUGCUGGCAAUGUUACAAUCAAGGGAGGUUAUAAGUAAUGCUGGUAAUGUUACAAUCAAGGGAGGUUUAAUACGUAAUGCUGGUAAUGUUACAAUCAAGGGAGGUUUAAUACGUAAUGCUGGCAAUGUUACAAUCAAGGGCGGUUUAAUACAUAAUGCUGGCAAUGUUACAAUCAAGGGAGGUUUAAUACGUAAUGCUGGCAAUGUUACAAUCAAGGGAGGUUAUACGUAAUGCUGGCAAUGUUACAAUCAAUGGAGGUUAUACGUAAUGCUUGCAAUGUUACAAUCAAGGGAGGUUAUACGUAAUGCUGGUAAUGUUACAAUCAAGGGAGGUUUAAUACGUAAUGCCGGCAAUGUUACAAUCAAGGGAGGUUAUACGUAAUGCUGGCAAUGUUACAAUCAAGGGAGGUUAUACGUAAUGCUGGCAAUGCUACAAUCAAAGGAGGUUAUACGUAAUGCUGGUUAUAUUACAAUCAAGGGAGGUUAUACGUAAUGCUGGCAAUGUUACAAUCAAGGGAGGUUAUACGUAAUGCUGGCAAUGUUACAAUGAAGGGAGUUUAUACGUAAUGCUGGCAAUGUUACAAUGAAGGGAGGUUGAAUACGUAAUGCUGGCAAUGUUACAAUAAAGGGAGGUUAUACGUAAUGCUGGUAAUGUUACAAUCAAGGGAAUACAUAUUACUGAAAUAUCAGAAACUAUUGCUCAAUGUGCUCUAAACUUCAGAAUCCUGAUUCGUCCUCAUCAUUCGUUUAGGUUUGUCCGCAGCAUUCCUGUGCUUGUUGGCGUUCCCUGAGUGGUAAACGUCUCAGACCUGCAGCACUUCCCAGACUAACACGACUGGAAGCGGCGUUAUGCCGAACUCGCUCUUAGCUUCAGACUGAAAUAACGACACGUUCUAUUACAUGUAUAAACUUUGUCAGAGCUUUGUCGAAUGUCAAAAAUAAAUUAUUCGAUCCCCCAUUUUGGUUAGUAAACUGAACUAAAGAGACGGACUAAAAUGAAUAAAUGGCACUUGGUAAAUGUCAGUCCUAUGUAUAUUCAAGUCGGUUAAGUAAACAUGUCUUCUAAACGUUUAGCAGGUAAUGGUUGCUCAACGUGAACAACACAGCUCGACAAUAUUACCCCGCUCAGUGUUUCAGUGUGUACCGGAUUUCGUUUUCUACCCUGGGGAGUACAUUACCAUCUCGGCUACCGGAUACCUAUCCAUUACUUGGCAAUAUAAAUCCAAAAAUUAAUUAAUGCGAUGAUUACAAAGAGUGAAUGAGUUUAGUUUUACGCAAUAUUCCAGCAAUACCACGGCCUGGGACACCGGAAAUGGGCUUCCCACAUUGUACCCACGUGGGGAACAAACCCGGGACUUCGGUGUGACGAGCGAACACUUUAACCACUAGGCUACUACACCGCCCCUGAUUACAAAGACAUGUUCUCAUUUGCCCUCAGACUUUCGAGUAUAUUCCUGCAACUAAACAGUCUCUUGUCACGGCGGAUUUAACGUACCCAAUGCAAGACGACUGAACAACUAGAGCCGUUCUAGUUAAGACGCAUUUAAGACUGGAUCGUUUUAAAUCUGCAUUUUGCAGAGCGAUUGUCUUAUGACACAGACGAAAACUUUACGAAAAGUCAUCGACGGUAAAAGAUGUCUCUUUGCUCAGAGACAGUGGUUACACUUGAAUUCUAGGACAGGACAAAUGUGGAAAUAAGUCUUUUUUUAUAAACCGGGUCAGCGUUUCCGCUGCGCUACAAUGUCGGCACUUCCGGUAUGAUCGCUGAAAGGUGAGGACGUGCAAGAUGCCACACUGUCCAUUCAAGAGCACUUGGAUCAAUACGUAACAAGUCGUAUAAAUAUAGAAGCUAGUGUGUAUAUCUUCUUAACCAGCAAUUACCGUGUCGGGGGGAACAGUCUUAGAGGACUCUUAGUCUAUGUAGUAUUAAUUAUACAUACUGGCAGAUUAAACCGUAGCGUGACCAGUUUACGUGUGAAGGAAUGUGGAAAAUUGCAACCAGGGAUUCUCAGAAUGCAGAUGUUUUUCACUCCUUGCAAACCCUUCCUUCUUAGUCCAAGCAUUCAGGCCUCUCGAAAUUAAAGCCACAACAGUUAAUACCGUAAUGUUGCGUUAACCAUUGUAAAUAUCAAACUAUCAAGUGCUCUUUUCCCGUUAUCUGCUUUAAUAUCAUAAAAGUGUCCUACAGACCCUGUAACAAAUAUACCCAAGAAAGCCCAUGCAAGUCUAGAAUAUGUGGGAAGUCUAGAUUUCCAGUUUCAGGUCUAUUUUUUAAAACUAUGAACUGUAAAAUAUGUUCAUUUCAGAGACUAGUUGUUAGUCUAGUGUUCCAUCUUUUUAUCGCUUUGGCCAUGAAUCAUUGGUGUAUUCUUCUGUUUUAACCCGAGUCUUCAGGUCCCUCCAGAUCGGUUGCAAUUAUAUUGUGUUACUACCGAAUACCGUAAAUCCUUCAAAACGUACCAUUCUAUUUCGGGAGGCAAGCAUUAUUUCUGCACCGACUGUUUAUUUGCGGAAGGCGUUUGGUUAAAAAAACUCUUUUGAAUAAUUGAUAAUACGUUCACUUCUAACGUUAGAAUAUUCGAUUCACGGCAAGCGUUCUUAGUUUCCAUUGACCCAAUGUUAUUUAUAGAGGCGGGCAUUUUAAAAAGGAUUUACGGGGUUACAAUUUAACCCAACCCAUCCAACCUCAAGACCUAAAGUUGUGGAUGAUGGGUCCUUAUCAGAUCAUUAGAGGAGACACAUAUUGUUAAUUCAUUUACACAUGUUAUUGUAUACAUGUUAUUGUACAAGGUUAUUGUACAGGGCAGUGAGUUAUUCAACCGCUGCCCACUCAUCUAUAUGGCUGUGAUGUAUAUAAAAAAGCAAUGUUCUUUUUUUAAAUAUUAUAUUAUUGUAAACAUUGUUGACUUUCGUAUAUCGGUAUGUAUUGACCCAAUAUUUGCUUACCAUUAUAUAUUUAUCAUAUUCUAAUAAAGUCUGUGAUUCUGUAGAAGCACAUUACUCAAAACUCCAUUUAAUUCUUCAAAGAUUUUAAUUAUUCUACAUGUUCACAAAUUCGGUUGAUGAUCCGUUCCACGGGUUAAAGUUCAAACUUUAAAAUUUGAAUUCUGACUUGCAGUUACUGUAUUCAUUACACGUGUCAGUGUAUGUAUACACUGUUAUUGUUUAUUGGAGGAGAACAACGGACAUGAUAUUUGUCCCGAAAUAAAUGGCAUGAAAAUACCCAGGUCUGUCGUGACAUUGUUCUGUACACACAAACCUUAGUUAGUUAGUCAUUGUCAUGAAGAUUAGCAUUUUGAGUUACCGAUAAUGGCAUAGGAUGAAAGAUACCUCAAACCAUCGUUUAGUGAAAUCCCCGAAAGCAUGUUUAGAGGUCAUUACGAUGUUUGCUGAUUAAGCCAGAAAGAGUUAUCGCCCUUGCACACGAAUUGGAACCCCUAAUAUUUUAGCAAUGUUGUUUUGUUCUUAAAUGAUAAGGCUUUUUUUGUUAGUUAAGUUUUCUGCUGGUAUGUAGAUUCCCCUGUCGCAUCGCUUUCGUGCUAAAAAUAAAAGUCUUUACGUUUCCCGAUUGUUUUUAUAGAAGUCCGUACAACGUGGUAUGUUUAUGAAACCCUCUUGUCAGCUGUUUACUUUUGUACUGCAGAAAGUAUAUUAAAAUAUUUAGUCUCUAAAAAAAAAUGUUUUAAAUCAAACGAAUGAAAUAUGGAAACGGCUUUAUUUAGUAAUAGAUGCACAAAUGAAAAUGUUCAAUUUGGAGACUUAAAGUGAAAAACAUCAUUGAGGUGUUGAAACAGUUCAUUACAUCGGACAUGCUGUCACCUUUCAUCAGUGCUGUGGUAAAUUAUUGCUGAAUCAUGUUCAUGUUAUUUAGCUGUGAUAAUGAAUGCCUGUUUCCUGUUGCCUGUGGUGAUCAUUUCAACACUAACUUAUCAGCAAUGGUUGUGUUUGUACUUCAAUGUUAGACAAUAAAUGAAUUUAUCCCUGA